Molecule: messenger RNA, 323 nt
Organism: Suillus discolor
Lineage: Eukaryota; Fungi; Basidiomycota; Agaricomycetes; Boletales; Suillaceae
Exons: 1
Coding region: 46-264 (72 amino acids)
Source: RefSeq, a predicted model, not a curated record
GAUGCAUCGCCAGGUGAUUAUGGUGAGCAUGGAACCACACGGACAAUGACGAAACAUACUGACAGCCGGAAGGGCCUGACAUUACAGAAAGCAGUACUCGAGUUGCGCACCGAUUCAUUUGCAGACAGACAGAUGUAUACUGCACUGUCAAGAGUGCGAGGUCGUAGAGACAUUCAAGCGCUUUUUCGAGAAGAGGAAGAGACAACGGCCAACGUAGUAUACAGACGUCUAUUAUUACUAGGCGCCGUGACCCGCCGGCGAUGACCUUGCUUUGUUUGGUGUUGUUAACUCAUAAUUCAAUCACAAACGUGCAGUCCAAUCAA